Penicillium salamii is the source of this 222-nucleotide messenger RNA. The record is from the annotation of a GenBank genome assembly. Lineage: Eukaryota; Fungi; Ascomycota; Eurotiomycetes; Eurotiales; Aspergillaceae.
AUGGCUGCAGCUUUUGACACCACCAGUCUUCAAGACUCCCUCCAGAUCCCGUUUCCUGCUGCCACUAAGCAGGUUGCGGGGUUGGUGAAUGGCAUACAGACUGAUGUUUCGACAAUGAGCUUCAGCGAUAAGAUCAUGGUUACAAUUUCACAAGCUGGUCGGCUGUCACAUUGGGUUGGUCUCAUCGAGUCGAUGCUAUGGAAUGUUGUUGACGGAUUAUAG